Messenger RNA from Adineta ricciae, 696 nucleotides. NCBI's taxonomy places the organism in Eukaryota, Metazoa, Rotifera, Eurotatoria, Adinetida, Adinetidae. The record is from the annotation of a GenBank genome assembly.
AUGUGGACUUGCUUAUUUUUUUUUAUUGUUAUAUCAAAUGCUCAGAAUAUUCGCACAUUGAAAUUAUUUAAAAUAAACAAUAUUCAAUAUCAAUGUAAUAAUCCAGGAUGCUCAUCUUCCACUAUCGUUUACGUGUCAAAUUUAAUCAGAUGUGAAGCUACUUGUUUAGCAAAUACAGAAUGUCGUACAGUUACUUUCAAUUCAUCAAAUAAUCGAUGUGAACUAUUUGUUGAUAUUAUUCAACAAUAUGGAAAUAUGAUGUCGCAAAUAGGUUUCAUUACAAUGACUGCCAUUGAUAAUAGACGAUUGUUCGCUCCUACGACAACAACAACUGUAACUACAACAACAACUGCUACCACUACUACUACAACUACCACAGCUCCCACCUGUGCAAAUACAUGUUCUAGUGGUGGAACAUAUAGUAGUAGUGCCUCUACCACUUGUGAUCGAUUUUGUGAAACUAUCCCUCUUGGUGCAUUCGGUACCCCUACUGGUAGUGUCGGAAGUAACGGUACUUGCUAUUCUACGUCCACAUUUUGUUCCGGUGGUAUUUAUACUAUUCACCGUAAUGCCUAUAGCACUGUAAAUUUUGAUUGUGCGUCUGGUUAUGGCUGUACAGGUUUCGGUGGUUGUUGCACUGGUGUUGGCAAUAUUUCUGCUCCGAAUCAUUACUGUAUUUCAUGUUCUUUAAACUAA